Messenger RNA from Schizosaccharomyces osmophilus, 1164 nucleotides. It is a transcript of the gene icp55, whose product is annotated as mitochondrial intermediate cleavage peptidase Icp55. The transcript has 8 exons. The coding region runs from base 1 to 1164 and encodes 387 amino acids. Lineage: Eukaryota; Fungi; Ascomycota; Schizosaccharomycetes; Schizosaccharomycetales; Schizosaccharomycetaceae. Gene Ontology annotation, molecular function: manganese ion binding; metalloaminopeptidase activity. Gene Ontology annotation, cellular component: mitochondrion. The record is from RefSeq and is a predicted model, not a curated record.
AUGAGUAUCAUCAAGACCCAAAUUUGGUGCUUGGAGCCUGAUUCCAUCCUACUUAUACUGAAAGAAAGAGACGUGUUUGAAAAUUAUAAGCUUGCUCUCUUCCUUCCACCUAAAAAUUCGUAUGCGGAAAAAUGGGAAGGCUUUCGCACUGGCGUAGAAAAUGGGAGAAUUUUGUUCCAUAUUGAGAAUAUUCAAGAAAAUUGGGAAGCACCGUUUGUGAUUGAAGAGUUUGGUAACAGAUGCAAACGGGUAUUCUACAAUACACAGAGAGGUUAUCCUUACAAAGAUCCCGUAGGCUCUUCUCCAGAUGUUGUUCGGGAUAAAAUUAGGGAUUUGCAGAGCAAAAAGCCGUUUCGAUCAGCUAACGAGCUUCUGCAUCCCCUGCGAACAAUCAAAAGUGAAAGUGAAAUAUCAUGUCUACAACGGGCAGCAUCGAUAAGUGGAAAUGCAUACAGAGAAGUCAUGGCGAAGGACUUUCUUGAAGAAAAUCAACUGGCUACUGAGCUCGAAUAUAGAUUCAAAAUGGGCGGUUGUCAACGGUCGGCUUAUGUACCUGUUGUAGCCGGGGGAAGAAAUGGACUCUGCAUUCACUAUACGGCGAAUGACGAUGCAUUCCAACAAAAUGAUAUGGUGCUAGUGGAUGCAGGAGGCGAAUAUGGAGGAUAUGUUACAGAUAUUUCUCGGACUUGGCCAACUGGAAGGGGGUUUACACCAGCCCAACGAGAUUUGUACCAAGCUGUUUUAAACGUACAAAAAAAGUGCAUCGACUUAUGCACCAGUAGUGCAGGGUUAAGCUUGGCGAGAAUCCACUAUGAGAGUGCUGUUUUGUUGAAAGAGGAGCUUAAGCAAAUUGGCAUAUAUGGUUCGAAAUCGGAAAUCGAGGACGUUUUGUAUCCGCAUUCCAUCGGUCAUGAGAUUGGUUUAGAAAUCCACGACUGCUACUCAAACAACAGUUUUUCUCCUUUGAAGAAAAACCAAAUUGUGACCAUUGAGCCUGGAAUUUAUGUUCCCUUAAAUAACCGUUGGCCAAAAUGGGCGCAGGGAAUUGCUAUUCGUAUAGAAGAUAGUGUUCUGGUGGGAGAACAAGAGCCAUUUGUAUUAACAAAAGAUACGCCCAAGGAAGUCAAGGAAAUUCAGAGCUUACGUGAAAGCUCUGAGUUGUAA